Messenger RNA from Encephalitozoon intestinalis ATCC 50506, 492 nucleotides. RefSeq lists its product as uncharacterized. Lineage: Eukaryota; Fungi; Microsporidia; Unikaryonidae. Gene Ontology annotation, cellular component: small-subunit processome. The transcript has a single exon. The record is from RefSeq and is a predicted model, not a curated record. The coding region runs from base 1 to 492 and encodes 163 amino acids. Gene Ontology annotation, biological process: rRNA processing.
AUGAGGGAAAAGAUGUAUAGAGAGAGAAGACAGCCAAAGAACCGCAGGAUGUAUGGAAGGUUGGAGAAGAAAAAAGACUUGGUUAAGAGACUUUCGAAGAUUGGGAAGCAGAAGGAAGAGAUUAGAAGAGCCAAAGAGGAAAUCAAAAACAAGAGUGGCCAGGAGUAUUUCUUUGGAUAUUAUUCAGUGGAAAGGAAUGGGGCGAAUAUCUACAAGAUCGACAGGCCCACUCUUGAGGAGCUUAGAAAGAUGAAGGCCUAUGUCGAUAAUGAAAUCCAAAGAUCCAGGAUGAAGUUGGAAAGAUAUAUUCCCCGACCGUGUGGAACACAUAUAAAAUUUGAAGAGGAUAGCUCUUCGAAGAAUGAUACAGACAUUGGCUUUGAGCACAACGAAGAGACUAGAAAAGAAUUUGAGAAGUAUUUAGAAGAUCUAAUUGGGAAGAGAAGGGAAAUUCAGGAGAGGAUAGACGAGCUGAAGAACCAAAAGAUAUAG